AUGAUGGGGGUUCCACACCAAACUCGCGAAGCUUUUGGCAUUGCUAAGAACUUUCUGACCCCAGUCCUCGAUCGAGAGGAAAUACAGAAGACCCAAGGUAAGUCUUUACUGCAGAUCCUCGGUCAGACUUUGGAGGAUGAUGACGGUGCUGGUGAUGAUGCCGCGAGACCAACUGUGAUCAAUGAGGCUUUGGAUAUCUUGACCAGUCUCCACAAAUCCUUUGUUUUCUCUGAGGACCAACACAAAUCACUUCAAUCAUUUGAUGAGGUUGCAGACUCGCCAUCAGAAGAUGCCCAGCGACGUCGGAUGCUACAUGCAUUGCUGGACCUUAUUUCCCUUGAAGGGAUAUAUCCUUCGCUAUCAUCUGGCGUUGGGAUCCCACUGCAGCAGCGGGUAAUCUCGGUUUUGCCCGCCGGUGUUAUUGCAAAGCAGGCUCAUGUAGUCGCUAGCAGUAUACCGCACGACGAGCCUCUUUUGCGUCGGAUAAUCGACGGUUUAGUUGACAUUCUUUUCGACCCGAGACCGAGCCUUCAGCCGAUCAUUCGUGGUCGUAUAUUGAGUGACAUAAUCAGUGGUAUAUCUGACCUGGCUUUCAAUCCAAAUACUACGGACUCGUCGUACCGAAACAUAUAUCAGAAAUCGCUAGCUAAGCUAAUUGAUGAUACCCCAACCACGGUUUUGCUGCCUACAAUGUCCUCAUUUCUGCAAUCAGAUACUGCACCAUGGUUCAAGUCAACCAUUUCCAGUCAGAUCUCGCACGUUCCGCUACGACCCGGCGGCGUAGUGCAAACCAUCAUGUUCAUUGCAUCGCAGUUUUCCCCAUCGCUAGGCCAGGAGGCACAAGACCAAUCAAAUGGCCCUCGUUUGACUGUGCAGGCCAUCAUGCAGAUCUCACGACUCCUUUCUUCUGUGCCAUCGGAUGUUGACCCAAUUGUCUAUUUUGAAACAAUUGCCCCCCAACUGCUAGCAUUAAUAGACGGCGAUGAUCCGGAUCUCAGGAAAACCGCAUCAUACGUCGUCGGCAAUGGAAUUUUGGGGAAACGUGCCUAUGGUGCUCCAGGUACCGUUGGUCACUCCAUCUUUGUGGAGCCGAUAUUCAAUGCACUUACCGGAAACCUCGAUGAUAAAUCGAGGAGAUGGAUUAGUCGCUUCACCAGUAUUGAAGGCUCUGUGCCACACGCCACGGAAGCAGAUCCCGCAUCCAAUGUCUUGGUGGAUGGCGCCACAGUUGACGUGGCUCUAAACAGACUGAGGUGUCUGGCACUGCAGCAUCCAAACCCGGGUCUCGUGAAACGAAUCGUGUAUCCGAUUCUUCUUCCAUUGUGGGGCUUGGUCUGUUUUUCAAAGGAGGAAGAGCAGACCACAUUGCACGAAAAGAUCCUGCCCUUACUCCAGACGUAUUUUGGCAUCUCUGUUGGAGCUCAACCCCUCAAAAAGCUGGUUGAUAACCUCCUUUGGGAUGGCGGCGCAACGUGGACAUACAAUAAGGAUUCUGACGCUGGAAUUGAGUUGCAGAAGCGGAGUGAGGGAACGAACGAGCAUUCAAAUCUGAUGCGACUGAUCGAUUCCCUCCAAACACGCGCGGAACUUUUCGUCAGUCUCAUUGGCUCUGAUCCCAGCAGCGAGGAACGAACCGGUGAUAUUUUCCUCUAUGUCAGUGAAAACUGGCUAGUACAGCCCCAAGGCUCUCCACUCCCCCGCAACACACUGAGCGGAGGCCCUGUUGGUGAAAGUGACAACAUCAUUCAGAAGCUUGUUAGUGCCAAAAUUGCAGAGAAGCUGCUUGAGAACUUCAAAGAAGCACUAACUCGACGUCCGCUCCGAGUUUUAGAGCUCAUCAAGCAAGUCAUUGAUGGGGAGCUACAUAGACUGAGCGCCAAAGAAACGGCGACUCAAGGCAAAGUAAAUAGCAAGGUGUCCCUGUCAUCUUUAGCCAAUAUUGUGGAAACAGAGGACAAAAACGAAGAGCAGUUCGCUAACGACUCCUCUGAGUCCGUUUCAACCGCCUUCAGUUUGAUGUCUACACUUCUUGCAUCCGCGGACUUCUCGCCCACUGCUGAAAUUCAACCCCUCCUUGAAUCUAUUAAAAAGGAUCUCGAUCAACUCAUUCCCUUGCUCCCUUCUACCCUUUCCAAGCCAGCAACGACCUCAUCUAUGUUGCUAGAGAUUCACCUUGCCGCUGCAGACGAUACCACAGUCAAGGCAGCACCAGCUCAUGUUCUGGAUCUUGACACGCAUCGUCAAGCACUUGCGAAUCUCAACUCAGAUCUACCACCCGUGCAGGCUGAGGGUCUAUCGCUGAUUUCCAAACUGAUCGUGGACUCAUCACCCGUUAUUGAUGUGGGAUCAACCCUCACACUACUGCUGUCACUCAUCACCGACACGUCUAAGACCGCUGCCAACGAGGAAUAUGCAUACCUCGGCGCAAUCAAGAUAGUUGGUACAUUGGCGUCACGUCAUCCACGUACCGUGAUCAAAACAUUGGUUGAGGAGUACGCAGACAGAGGCGAACGACGAGCAUUGGACGCAAGACUCAGGAUUGGUGAGUGUCUGCUGCGAACAGUGCAGGAGCUGGGAGACGCACUGGCCGGUGAAACGGCCAAAAUUCUUGGUGAGACCAUCAUUGCCGUCGCCGGACGACGUGGCAAGAAGCAACUUGCGCAUGAAACCCGCAAGAAGCAACUUGCCAAGGAGAGACGGGAGCGGGAGCGGGCGCAGCGCAAAGAAAAAGAACCGACCAUGCCUGAAGGCUGGUCCAUUUCAUCUGGAGUAGCCAAAGCUGCAUCAGAACUAGACCUCGCAGACCUCUAUUCGGACGACGAGUCCCCAGAGCAAUCAGAGUACGCCACAAACGUUGUUGCUGCAUGGGCUGCCGGUGCAUCUGCAGAUGAUGCCCCUGAUGAUCUUCGCAUCCGAGCAUCGGCAAUUUCCAUUCUUGGAUCGGCCAUCAACGUCAACAUCUUCGGUCUUGGCCCCGCCAUUCUUUCUUCCGCUGUCGAACUCGCGCUUGCCACAUUGACUCUCGAGGGGGAACCGGAGAGUGCCAUCCUCCGCCGGGCGAGUAUAAUUCUGAUCUUCGACAUUCUCAAAGCUCUCGAAGCAGCGCGAGAGACACGCGGAAAGCAGGACAUUGGGUUCGGCUUUUCGCUUUUGGACGACUCAUCUUCUAGUUUUGCCGCUCCAUACGGUUCCAGGACCCAGGGACAGUCGACCAUUGGCAACAUCCCUGCUAUGCUACGCACGCUCCGCUUUGUCGAGGGUAGUGAGGAGGACGGGCUCGCUCGUGGAAAUCUGCGGGCUUUGAUUGAAAGUUUGGAGGCUUGGUCGGAGAAGUCUUUGAUGUGGGGCAUUGGCGCCCAGGACGGUCAAGAUGCCUUCAACCCACGAUUUGGACUGGGCGACAAGAUCGCCGGUCUACAUAUUGAUCCCAUGGCAGGGGAAAAUACUGGACAUCCGCGCAUCGAGGAGAUCGAAUAA
Messenger RNA from Penicillium robsamsonii, 3477 nucleotides. RefSeq names its product RTP1/Tango6 family protein. Gene Ontology annotation, biological process: protein secretion. The transcript is spliced from 3 exons. The record is from RefSeq and is a predicted model, not a curated record. Bases 1 to 3477 code for a protein of 1158 amino acids. NCBI's taxonomy places the organism in Eukaryota, Fungi, Ascomycota, Eurotiomycetes, Eurotiales, Aspergillaceae.